AUGUCUUCCAACACAUCUACCUCAGGUUUUCCAACUUCUCCGUCUACAACUGCACCUCUCACGAUUACUGCCAGCACCUCACUUGAGUCUCCAAUAGACAACUUUAUAACUGGAAUCAUAUCGGCUGUGACAAAGGAAAACAACCCUCUCUCGCUGUGUGGGAAUUGUGAGGAGGGUGCUUCGGCAUUUUCGAAAUGCCUAGAGUGUAGUGAUUUGUUAUGUGAUACCUGUGUUAGUGCCCAUCAACGUGUUCGUCUUACCAAAGACCACAAAAUCUCGAGGUUCUCCAGCGUCAUUACUCCACCGCAUACCUCGCACACCUCCAGCGCUGGAUCUAUAGGAUCCACGAGUCCGUGCAACGUUACAAGCAAUUUGUGUGAUAGCCACCGCGAGCCCCACCGAUAUUUUUGUCAAACAUGCCACAUGCCCAGCUGCGCGGACUGUCUCAUGGAGGACCAUUCCGGCCACCAGCUGGUCUACAUGGAGGACGCCGUCGAAGCGGCCAAAACGACCAACCACAGGCUGAACAUGGAGACCAGGUCUGCUAUGAUCACCAUACGGCAAGCCUUCGACAACGUGCAACGAAUGCUAGGAAAUGUUGAGCUUAGGUCCAUCCAGGCAGCGACGGAAGUUCGCGGUGUUAUGAGAAGGUACAUUGGCGCCCUGGAAGAGCGCGAAAUGGAGCUUCUAAAAAUCAUCGAUCAAUCCCGCUACUUCAAAGGAAAACUGCUGACGACCCAAAUGGACAACCUCCGCAUGGCCCUCUCCAAGCUAGCCCGUACCUUCGACCUGCUCAACGAGUCCAAAGAUUCCACCAACGCCUACGAGCUGAUCGUGGCAAACGAGAAAGCCGCCAACGAGCUGAAGCAGAUCCGUUCCUUAAAGUCGGAACUGGUGCCCUGCGAAGACGACGUUAUAAUGUUCCUACCGCCAGACAAUGGCUUCCUGAGUGCAAUAUCUUCCAUCGGAAGUGUAACUAUAAGUUCGCCAGUCAUGUCUUCCAAAGUUGUGGCGACUCACCCUUUAAAAGAGCCUCAAAUCGUCGUCAACAUUCCCAGCGAAGUAAAAGAAGAGUCCGACAUAUUCCACCCCAAGAGGAAUCGUCCGAUAUACGGUGUCACCAAACCCGUGAUGGUUAUGAAAACCGCACAGUUCCCUUCGCUGACGUUUGGCAUGGAAGGCGAGCAGGACGGCCAGUUGUGCCGUCCCUGGGGCGUAUGUUGCGACCGCUUAGGGCAUAUAAUCGUCGCCGAUCGAAGCAACAACAGAAUUCAAGUUUUUGACGGUAACGGGAAAUUUUUGUACAAAUUCGGUAGUCAGGGAACUGGUCCGAGCCAGUUUGAUCGACCCGCCGGAGUUGCGGUAAAUCCCCAAGGCAAUAUCGUGGUGGCGGAUAAAGAUAACCACCGCAUACAAGUGUUCAAAAUUGAUGGGUCCUUUAUACACACGUUUGGCGAAAAAGGCACAAUGAAUGGGCAAUUUAAUUAUCCAUGGGACGUAGCUUGCAACUCUCUCGGUCACAUCGUCGUCUCGGACACCAGAAACCACCGCAUACAGCUCUUCACAAGCGACGGCACUUUCCUCAACAAAUAUGGCUUUGAAGGGUCCAUAUCAAUGUGGAAACAUUUCGAUUCACCGAGAGGUGUCUGUUUUACACCGAAAGGCAACAUCAUCGUUACCGAUUUCAACAACCACCGAUUAGUUGUAGUCGAUGCGAAUUUUAUGCAAGCUCAAUUCUUAGGUCAGGAGGGGUCUAACAGCAAAGAAUUUUUGAGGCCCCAAGGUAUCGUGUGCGAUGAUGAGGGUAAUAUAAUCGUAGCCGAUUCCAGGAACAACAGGAUUCAGGUGUUCGAGAGCAACGGCAACUAUUUGUGGAAAACGGGGCAGAACGGCAAAAUGGCCAACGAGCUUGACAGGCCUAGCGGCAUAUGUUUGAAUCCUGAGGGCCACAUAGUAGUUGUCGAUUUCGGCAACAACCGAGUUCGUAUCUUUUGA
Messenger RNA from Anoplophora glabripennis (Asian longhorned beetle), 1995 nucleotides. Its product is annotated as E3 ubiquitin-protein ligase TRIM71. The coding region runs from base 1 to 1995 and encodes 664 amino acids. The record is from RefSeq and is a predicted model, not a curated record. Gene Ontology annotation, biological process: protein polyubiquitination; proteasome-mediated ubiquitin-dependent protein catabolic process. The transcript is spliced from 4 exons. Lineage: Eukaryota; Metazoa; Arthropoda; Insecta; Coleoptera; Cerambycidae. Gene Ontology annotation, molecular function: ubiquitin protein ligase activity; protein binding; zinc ion binding.